CUAUAAAAUGCUUUCUAUAAAAUGGGUGUCCAUACACCAUAUGGUUUCAUUCUCCACCAAGUGACUCGAAUAAUCUACUUCCAUGGCCAAACUAACAUUCCAAAUCUUCACCAUCUCCAUUCUCCUCUUCCUCAUAGCUUUUCCGGCGACCGGAGAAGAAGAACACAUGUUUGGAAAAUCCAUAAAUAGAAAGUCUAUGACGCUGAAAAAGGAAAAACUCAGCCAUUUCAGAUUCUUUUGGCAUGAUGUCCUAAGUGGCUCCAAACCAACAUCUAUGAUGGUUAUUCCACCUCCCAAAAACACCAGUAGUUUUGGCCAGAUGAAUAUGAUAGAUAAUGCACUAACCCUAGGACCCAAGUUGAGUUCCAAGAUUGUUGGAAGGGCACAAGGGUUUUAUGCUUCUGCUUCCCAAAAUGAUGUUGGUUUAAUGAUGGUCAUGAACUUUGCAUUUAUUGAAGGAAAAUAUAAUGGAAGUACAUUUACUAUACUUGGACGGAAUCUGGUCUUCGAAAAGGUGAGAGAGAUGGCGAUUAUUGGUGGCAGUGGGCUUUUCCGAUUUGCUAGAGGAUAUGUUCAGGCCAGUACUCAUUCAUGGGAUUUCAAAACUGGUGAUGCUACUGUUCAGUAUGAUGCUUAUGUGUUGCAUUAUUGAGGUUGAGUAAUUGCGUCCACCGUCCCAAUUUAUGUGACUUUUUGAAUUUCGAGAAUCAAAUUAAAUUUUUUCACAUGUAUUUUAAUUAUUUUGAAUUAUUAAUUAUUGUAUCUUAUAUUAGUACUUUUUAGCUA
This is a messenger RNA of Lycium barbarum (goji berry), 786 nucleotides long. Its product is annotated as dirigent protein 22-like. NCBI's taxonomy places the organism in Eukaryota, Viridiplantae, Streptophyta, Magnoliopsida, Solanales, Solanaceae. The transcript has a single exon. The coding region runs from base 83 to 652 and encodes 189 amino acids. The record is from RefSeq and is a predicted model, not a curated record.